AUGGCUCAAGGCUACUUAAGCACUUCAUUAGUGAGUGAGCUCAGGCCCGGUCGACACACUCGAACCACUGGGCCCUCUCGCAGCAGAAACAGAAAAGCUGUAGAGAUUUCCUUUGAAGUGGCCCCUGCUUUGACUGGAGUGUUGAGCAAACACAUUGAUCACAGAAACCUGUUCACACAGAGAGUGUGCUGCAAGAGACAGAGCCACUUUGUGUACAUUGGACAAGACAUCUCUGGGAGUCCUGUCAGUGUGGAUGUGGGACUGUGCAGGUCACACUGUGGAGGAGCAUCCAGGCCAUCACAUGAAGCAGGACAGCAGGAAUACUCUAAACAUGCCUCAAUGUUGGACUUUCUCAGGAGCAAAAAAAUGAGGACUCGGGGACCUGUUGCUUCAGAGAGCUCAGAGCCGCUCAACCAGCUGCCCUCCUGCGGGAUGAACCAGGUGUGUGAACCCACCGGGAUGCGAGUGGACCGGGUGCUUCUGCUGGAGGGACCCCGGGAGGUGGAGGUGAUCGAGGAGUGCCACUGUGAGAUCAAGCUGACCCAAUGCAUUCGUGUCCCCGCACUGAGGACUUAUUACUCCGAGACGCCAUAUGAGACUGUCAUUGACGUGGGAGGAUGCUCCCGUUCCAAGGGCUCUCCAGAGGGAUUCUCCUGUGUCCCCACUAAGUUUGACUCAGCUUUGGUGGAGACCCCCAACAAAGUGGAUCUCAUCCAGACCGUGGCUGCCUGUGAGCUGAAGGAAAGCUGCUACAGGGUCCCAUAUGUGGAGUAUUACUAUGAAAUAGUCCACCAUGCGGAUGGAGUGAAAGAAGAGAGGCUCAAAGAAAUAGAUGUGGGCAGAUGUUUGGGAGGCUGCACUACAGGAAACCGAUGCCUUCUCAGGAGUCCAUCUGAUCCUAAAAUUUGCCACUUGUGGGCUGAACGACAGUCCAGCUCCUGUGUUCCUCAAGGCUAUGAGAGCCACAGCUUCCUCAACCAGCAUGGCCUGUUACGCACUGUCCUCUCCAUCACUUCCUGCCUUUGCCAAAACUGAACACAGCGCCCCCUACUGGACAACAACUUACAAGACCUGCAGGGGCUCCCAAAGCUUGAUCCACAGUGGCUGCAGUCGACUGAACAAAUACAAUGUCAUUCACUGAAGACUUUUCUACCCUAAAGUAUUAUUGUAUUAUAUGUAAUAUAUGUAAAAAUGAUAAUUUUGUAAAU
Toxotes jaculatrix (banded archerfish) is the source of this 1208-nucleotide messenger RNA. RefSeq names its product pinhead (gene pnhd). NCBI's taxonomy places the organism in Eukaryota, Metazoa, Chordata, Actinopteri, Toxotidae. Bases 1 to 1035 code for a protein of 344 amino acids. The transcript has 7 exons. The record is from RefSeq and is a predicted model, not a curated record.